UUGCUCGAUCGUCAGUAUAAAUCCGAACGGCGAGGGAGCCGUUCGUCGUCGGUCGGUUCACCGUUUAUCAACGGCGCCCAAGUGCCUUGCCCCAAGAGUAUAUUCGCGAUCCUGGAUCCACGUUCAAGGAGCCGCGACACACUCCUGAGGAGAGUCACUCUGCCCAUAACUUGACAAGCAAACCAAGGGUGGCCCAAUUGGCCUAACUGGAACCACGGGGAUGAUUUUUCUCGCAAGUAGUACGGGUCAACGCUCCCUGAACGUCUACUCGCACCUUCGCGGAUCGACCUAAGGUUGUAAGGUCGCAGCCCUAGUUGACAAUGUUCUAAGAUGCCGUCUCUACUGGAAGCCUUGGAGCUGAAAUACGGCAGUUCAACGACUGACUGUUCUCUGACCGACGAAGAAACAGAGUCAGGCUCUCCAAAGACGGCGUUGUCCGUGAGCAUUUUUGUACCGAAAAAAUCACCCCGUCAUACGGUUCCAGCUUUGCUUGUUCUGCAAGACUGCGAUAUAGAAUCUGCCGGAAACGACGACGAGAAGUUGAAGAAUAAGUGUAAGAAUGUCGAAGAGCUUGACUUGGCACAAAACAAAUUAACCCAAUGGACGGAAGUUUUUGGCAUUCUUCAGCACAUGCCGAAGAUAAAAUUCGUCAACUUGAGUUUCAACAGUCUUGCGGACGGGCUCGAAAUCAAAGAUGGAAAGUACGAUCUUCUCAAGAAUUUGGUCCUUAACGGAACACACGCGUCUUGGACGACGGUUCAGGGUCUGGUUCAGCUUCUCAAGAAUUUAGAGGAGCUUCAUCUCUCAUUGAACGAGUACAAAACUGUUGAACUCGAGUACGAGAAGCCAUCGAACAAAAACACGUCCGUAAAAAAAUUGCAUUUCACCGGUAACCCGAUAGAGAUAUGGUCGGAAAUAUCGAAGCUUGGCUACGUUUUUCCGAGCUUAGAAAGCCUGGUGCUGGCUGAGUGCCCGAUACGCUCUCUGAGCCUUGAAGAAAACCGAAACACCUUACCGAGAUCGGUAUCCCACGAAAAACUGUCGUCGGAGAGCAACGACAACGAGAACAAAAAUCUACCGGACUCAGAGACGUCGGACAAGUGCCCGGAGAACCGGAUAUUCGUCGACGAAAAAGCGUACAACAGAACCGAGUCGGAGUGCGAGUCAAGCAGCACCAAAGUCAGGUCACCUCACGAUCCAUUCAGGAUGCUGAGAUUCCUCAACGUCAACGGGACGCUUCUUUCCACGUGGGACGACGUCGAGAGGCUCGCCAGGUUCCCCGCUCUCAAGUCCUUAAGGAUUCAAGGGUGUCCUUUGUUCGAGAGCCCGCAAGAAUACACGGAGCACGAAAGGCGGCAGCUUUUGAUCGCCAGGCUCCCGAAUGUGGAAACGCUUAACGGUGGCGGAGCCAUCUCAGCCCAGGAACGGGAAGAUGCUGAACGCGCCUUCAUCCGUUACUACAUGGACAAGCCGGAGGCUGAUCGCCCCGAGAGAUACGCCGAGCUGGUCGGGAUUCACGGGAAGCUGGAUCCUUUGGUUCACGUGGAUUUGACACCGGAGAAACGUGUCAAGGUCACAUUUACGUACGGAGAUCUUGUCGAGGUACGAUGCGUGGAUGUUUACCGAACGGUUUUCGAGCUUAAAACAAAGCUAGAAUCCAUGGUCAAAAUACCAGCAAAUCGGAUGAGGCUGUUUUACGUGGACCAGGAAAUGAGAACGACGUACGGACCGGAAGAGAUGCUUUAUCCGAACAAACAACUCUACCGCUACAAUAUUCGGCACGGAGACGAGAUAAUAAUCGACAGUAAAUUGAACCGGUUCGUUUCUACGUCUUCAAGCACGUCUUCGAUUCGAUCUUGAAGAGGUCCAGCGAAUAUAUCUCUCAAGGAGAUUCGAUUCGCACGGUCGGAAGUCGCGCCGGGAACCCGCAAUUUCCCAUUCGGAUUGAGGACCCUCAAUCGCAGGCAGCGAUUUCUAUUCGUUGACGAGUAUACUUUGAAAAUCGGUCCAACAGUUUUCAUAUAUAUACGUUCUAAGGAUUAAGUUAGUGGCUGUAUUUAUUGAUUCUUCGGGGUUGAGGGCGUGUCGUAUUACAGAGAUAUCUGCAACAAGAAGAAUAGAUACGAGCUCGUGUUAUUCCUCAGACUGGCGGCUGAUUCCCUCGCAGAGAAAGGCACGCUGCAGUUAUUAUUGAUUCCGUGUAGCUCGCAAAUUUCAAUCACUAAUUUAUUGUUAUUAUUAAUCAUAAUAUAUCUAUCGCUAAUAUCGUUACAAUAUUACUACUUAGCUGUUAUUAUUAUAAUUGUGGCGCUUAACGAUACCGUUGAUCUAGUUAUGCCAUGUUAUAAGAGAAAGUAGAGAAGUCAGCGUACAGUUGUGUAUACGUAACUCUGUCCAGGGGGAUUCCAUCAUCAAACGACACGAUGCGAUACGAGUUAUCUAUUUACUUUAUUCUCGCCGAAUAAGCGACGAGUGAUUGCGAGCCCUGAUCGAGAAUAACGUUGCCACAAUCGAUCCUCGGAUCCCGCCUAAUCGGCAAGUGCCAAGUGCCAAGUGCCAGGGUGAAAAGUAAAUUAUGGCUUACACAAAGCAAGACGUGAACCCGACCGUCUCGCGUUUAGUUUUGUGGCCCGAGUUCCCUACUUCGUAUUUGUUAAUUAGCAGUAAUUGUAGGGGAUUUCGAAACUUUCAACCGCAUUUCGUUAUCCUUGGCGUGGUCAGAGCUGUAGAGUAUUACCGCCUAGACGAUAACCAAGGAAUUUUAUUUCCCGCCAUUUUGGUGCUUGGGUAUAUUACAUAAUAAACGUGAGUUAGGUAGGUACUGGUCUGAAAAAGAAGAAAAGCCUUGAAGGGUCACUUACAAUUAGUGCCUAAUUAUAGUAUAAUUCGAAUAAUACUAACACUGCCCUGUACAUACUAUAAUUCGUUCGGCUUGUCAAGGCUCUGUAUAUACAUAUGAUGUUUUUUUCACGCGAGAACUGAAGUGAGUCGAGGAAAUUUUAUCGACCACGAAACAACAAGUUGUAACGCUAAACUUGACAAGUUGGAGCAAUGGGAAUA
Messenger RNA from Diprion similis, 3060 nucleotides. It is a transcript of the gene mlt, whose product is annotated as tubulin-specific chaperone cofactor E-like protein. Gene Ontology annotation, biological process: protein folding. Lineage: Eukaryota; Metazoa; Arthropoda; Insecta; Hymenoptera; Diprionidae. Gene Ontology annotation, molecular function: alpha-tubulin binding. The coding region runs from base 331 to 1860 and encodes 509 amino acids. The record is from RefSeq and is a predicted model, not a curated record. The transcript is spliced from 7 exons.